Molecule: messenger RNA, 1809 nt
Organism: Carassius gibelio (silver crucian carp)
Lineage: Eukaryota; Metazoa; Chordata; Actinopteri; Cypriniformes; Cyprinidae
Product: protein-lysine 6-oxidase-like
Exons: 7
Coding region: 81-1064 (327 amino acids)
Biological process (GO): peptidyl-lysine oxidation
Molecular function (GO): copper ion binding; protein-lysine 6-oxidase activity
Source: RefSeq, a predicted model, not a curated record
CAUCAUCCUCCUCAUCUUCAGCGCAUCCUCAAGUGCGCUCCCGGAGCUCGAGGCGCGUUUUCUCUCCGGUUGCGCGGAUUAUGGCUCGGACCGGGUUCGGUGUCGUUCUGCUGUUUCUGUGUGUUUCCGCUCGGGUUCUGCCGGUGUUCUCUCAGCGUCACCCGGGAUCGAGAGCGCGGCCGCGAUUGGUGAAUAGGGGGCGCUCGGUGAGCUCCGGGUCUCAGCACGUGACACCGGGACGAAGAGCCCCGGUGGCCGUGAUCACAGCCCGGCGGAACACCAGCACGAGCUCCAGUAACGGGAUGGUGUCCGAUGACCCCUACGACCCCUACAAGUCCGUCAGGAACAGUCCCUAUGACCCAUACUACAACCACUACGACUCGUACAGACCCAGAUCGAGGAGCACACCGAGACACCCCGGACACGGAACCAGAUACUUCCAGAACGGUCUGCCGGAUCUGGUGGUGGACCCCUACAUGAUCCAGGUGUCCACGUAUGUCCAGAGAGUGCCCAUGUACAGCCUCCGGUGCGCGGCCGAGGAGAACUGUCUUGCCAGUUCUGCUGCAAACGCACGAGAUUACGACACCAGGGUUCUGCUGAGGUUCCCGCAGCGCGUGAAGAACCAAGGAACCGCAGACUUUCUUCCCAGCAGACCGAGAUACGCCUGGGAAUGGCACAGCUGUCACAAUCACUAUCACAGCAUGAAUGAGUUCUGUCAUUACGACCUGCUGGACUCCAGCACACAGCAGCGCGUCGCCGAGGGUCAUAAAGCCAGCUUCUGUCUGGAGGACACGUCCUGUGACCCCGGAUACUACCGCCGCUACGCAUGCACGUCUCACACACAGGGUUUGAGUCCCGGAUGUUACGACACCUACAGCGCAGACAUCGACUGUCAGUGGAUCGAUAUCACAGACGUCCAGCCGGGACGCUACACGCUGAAGAUUACAGCGAACCCAGGCUUCCAGGUGCCAGAGUCAGACUUCAGUAAUAAUGUAGUUCGCUGUGACAUUGACUACACCGGAAACGCCGCGCACGCAUCCGGCUGCAGCGUGACGCCACACUAGGACUCGAGAGAACCCAGGAGCAGUGAACAUCACCACGAUCGCAGACCGGCUGUGUUUACUGUGCAGAAUUAUGACAGGAACCCAUCUGAACAGAUGCAUCGACCCAGCUAACAAACACACGUUUCCCAACAUUCCCUUUCAAUUAUGAAAACAUUAUUUCAGAGUGUUUUUAAUCAUUCAAAAGAGCGCUUCGUCUCGUUUUUGUGAACAUUAGUGAAACGUUCCAUUCUAACACUUUAAAAACAGUUUGAGAAUGUUACAUUUGAAUGUUCUUUCAUCAUCAAAAUCACCCAUUUUUUUUAAAGAAUGUUUUUUUUCUUGCUUAUUCAAACACUUUACUAAAAAAAAGUUAUUGAAGGUUAUUUUAGGAAUGAUCUGUCCUAACAUUUCUGUAACUUUUAAAAACAUUCUGAGAACUUUCUCUGUUAGCUGGGUCAUUUUAUCUUAAUUAGUGUAAAAUAAUGAGCAAACUCCAUCCAGUCGUAGAUGUAGUGUUUUUGUCUUGUUUUCUUUUUUAAGAGUCUGUGUUUGCAACUUUAUAUCUGUUAAUCGUAAUGUUUCUACAAAUAGUUAGAUUUAGUUUUAAUGAUGUGUGCAAAAGAAAAAAAGAAAAAAAAGAAUGCUUACUAAGAGGCUUUUUCAGAUUUAUGUUUAGACAUAUUUAUAUUUUCAGCCUCUUAAAGAGCUAGUGAUAUUAGGAGUCACUGUAGAUUAGGAGACAAACUUCAAUAAACAGAUGAGAAUA